This is a messenger RNA of Ailuropoda melanoleuca (giant panda), 1743 nucleotides long. It is a transcript of the gene RBPMS, whose product is annotated as RNA binding protein, mRNA processing factor. NCBI's taxonomy places the organism in Eukaryota, Metazoa, Chordata, Mammalia, Carnivora, Ursidae. The record is from RefSeq and is a predicted model, not a curated record. Gene Ontology annotation, molecular function: RNA binding. The transcript is spliced from 11 exons. Bases 555 to 1301 code for a protein of 248 amino acids.
GAGAAAGAGAGCUGCUUGGAUCCCGUACUUCCCAGAGCCUGCCUGGAGCGCGCACUCAGUGGCUCUCCGGGUCCCAGCUGCGGCCCGCGCCCCGCACCACCUCCUCCUUCGGUCUGGGCACCCCUCGCCCCCUCCCUCCGGCCCCCGCUAGACUCGGGCAGCGGCCGCCCCCAGUCCCUGCUCGGCCACAUCCCCAACUCUCUGGGCUCCCUCCUGGGACGCGCGCCCUCGCCCCAUCCUUUCUUCCUUCCUUCCUUCCCUCGCGCCCGCCCUCCCUCUCCAGGUCUCCCUCCCAGGUCCCGAUUGUCUCCGUCCCCUUCCCAGUCGGCCCGCGCCUCGCCCUGCCCCGUCUCUCCCUCGCACUUCCUGGGUCGCCCGCCGCCGCAGUCUCGGCUCGCCGCGGGAGCCCGAGCCGCCGCUGCCCCGGCUCCAGCCCCCGCAGCCCGCGGCGCCCGCCCGAGGGAGCCCCGGCGCCCGGGGAAGGGAAAAGUGGGCGAGCGCGCCCUCGCCCAGCCCCGCGCCCCAGCCCUGCCCGGCGAGGAAGGACCGGGAAGAUGAACAACGGCGGCAAAGCCGAGAAGGAGAACACCCCGAACGAGGCCAACCUUCAGGAGGAAGAGGUCCGGACCCUAUUUGUCAGUGGUCUCCCUCUGGAUAUCAAACCUCGGGAGCUCUAUCUGCUUUUCAGACCAUUUAAGGGCUACGAGGGCUCUCUUAUAAAGCUCACAUCUAAGCAGCCCGUAGGUUUUGUCAGUUUUGACAGUCGCUCAGAAGCAGAAGCUGCAAAGAAUGCUUUAAAUGGCAUCCGCUUCGAUCCUGAAAUUCCGCAAACACUACGACUAGAGUUUGCUAAGGCAAACACGAAGAUGGCCAAGAACAAACUAGUAGGGACUCCAAACCCCAGUACUCCUCUGCCCAACACUGUACCUCAGUUCAUUGCCAGAGAGCCAUAUGAGCUCACAGUGCCUGCACUUUACCCCAGUAGCCCUGAAGUGUGGGCCCCGUACCCUCUGUACCCGGCGGAGUUAGCGCCUGCUCUACCUCCUCCUGCUUUCACCUACCCCGCUUCACUGCAUGCCCAGGUUCCCAGCCCCCCACCUGCUGUGGGGCUGUGCCCCCGUCCCCUCCUUUACCACCUGUCUCAGGAAGGCAGCUCCAACUCUGCCCUUUGCUUAGUGAGCAAGUGGAUUCAGAUGCACAAAGCCAUAAGCCAUGGAUGCGCUGGCUCCCUCCCUCCGAGGCUACUUCUCAGGGCUGGAAGUCCCGUCAGUUCUGCUGAAUACUAUGUUCCAGGUGUGUGAUGGUGGCUGCAAUCUGUCUUGUGGGUAUUAAUGCAAUCUGCAGUGGUGGCUGCUGUUCUCAAGCUGUUCUGCAAAACUGGAGCAUGCUGGCUUGAAAGCACCUGCCCAGUUUUGGUCCCUUCAAGACUCUGCCACAGCCUCUAUCACACAUCUGUUUUUCUCGAAGAAACAAAUAUAAUAAAAAUGUUUUACUCUUUUACACUGUAUAAUUUUAAGAAAUAGUGUGUUAUUUGUGAACGCAUGGUCUGACAUUUCUGUACAGUUUGGAGAUAUUUUCAAACGAAACAUAAAAGAUGUCAACAAUAAAACCAAGAGAGUGAGUAUUUUUAUAUUAAACAUUUUAAGUAUGAGCGGAUGAUCUUACACUGGGUUGGAUCACAAUUUUUGUGCUUGACUUUUGAAUGCUUGCUUGUAAUUAAAAAUAUCUAUUUUUUUCCUCCAA